AUGGAUAAAUUACCAAAAUGUGGAGCAAACUACGUUCCCUUAACUCCCCUCACCUUCUUGAAGAGGGCUGCCAACGUGUACUCCGACCGAAAGUCCAUAAUCUACGGCACCGUCUCUUUCACUUGGCGGCAGACCUACGAGAGAUGCUGCCGCCUUGCCUCCACCCUCAAGUCUCUCAACAUCGCCAAGAAUGAAGUCGUUUCCGUGCUGGCUCCGAACAUCCCGGCCUUAUACGAGAUGCACUUUGCGGUGCCUAUGGCCGGGGCCGUCCUCAAUGCCAUCAACACGAGGCUCGACGCCCGUAGUGUAGCCACCAUCCUCCGCCACUCGGAGACCAAGCUUUUCUUCGUCGAUCACCAAUACAUCCCAGUGGCCCGUGACGCCCUUCGUCUCCUCCCGGCUGGCUCCUCCCCGCCGCUCGUGGCGGUCGUCGACGAUGUCGCUGCCCCGACAGGCGCUCGCCUCGGGCCCCUCGAGUACGAGGACCUCGUCCUCCGCGGCAAUCCAUCCCACGCCCCUGAGAAUGUGGUGUCAGACGAGUGGGACCCGAUCACUCUCAACUACACAUCCGGGACCACGUCGUUCGAGCCCAAGGGCGCUGUUUAUAGCCACCGCGGUGCCUACCUCAGCACUCUGAGUCUGAUCCUCGGGUGGGGGAUGGGGACGGAGCCCGUCUACUUGUGGUCCCUCCCUAUGUUCCAUUGCAACGGUUGGACCUUCACGUGGGGUGUGGCGGCACGCGGCGGCACCAACGUUUGCAUUCGCUCCACCACCGCCAACGACAUACUUGACACCAUCUCCCUCCACAAGGUCACCCACAUGUGUUGCGCCCCCGUCGUCUUCAACAUCCUUCUAGAAGAAAAAAACGUUCGUCGGAUCCCUGCCCUCGUCGAGGUCCUGAUGGGUGGGUCCCCACCCCCAGCCGCCCUACUCGAGCGGGCCGAGGGGCUCGGCUUUCGCGUGACCCACGCGUACGGCCUUACGGAGGCGACUGGCCCUGCCCUGGUCUGCGAGUGGCAGGCUAGGUGGGACCGAUUGGGGGGCGCGGACCGCGCGAGGCUCAAGGCGAGGCAGGGGAUCAGUGUACUGACGGUGGCUGACGUGGACGUGGUCUCGCAGAGUUCCUCAAGGAGCGUGCCGCGGGACGGGAAGACGAUGGGGGAGGUCGUGGUGAGAGGGAGCGGGGUGAUGAAGGGGUACUUGAAAAACGAGGGUGCCACGCGGGCAGCCUUCGGAAGGGGGGACGGGUGGCUGCACACGGGGGAUGUGGGGGUGGUCCACCCGGACGGGUACAUGGAGAUCAAGGACCGAUGUAAGGACGUGAUCAUAUCAGGAGGGGAGAACGUGAGCAGUGUGGAGGUGGAGGCGGCGUUGUACGAGCACCCGGCGGUGGGGGAGGCGGCGGUGGUGGCGAUGCCGCACGCGAGGUGGGGGGAGAGCCCGUGUGCGUUCGUGGUGCUACAGAAGGGAGCGGACGAGGGGGAGAUCGUGCGACACUGUAGGGAGAAGCUGCCGGGGUUCAUGGUGCCGAGGAAGGUGGUGUUUGUGGAGGAGCUACCCAGGACGUCUACUGGGAAGGUACAGAAGUUUCAACUAAGGGCUCUGGCUAGGGACUUGGAUAACGUGUCAAAGUCUGCAUCAUCCGAGAAAAAUCACGAGAUUAUCAAUAUUAGGCCUUCUGUCAUGCCCUCGUUGCCAAUGGAAGAUCUCUACGGUCGUCAAAAUCACGAGGAGCAGAUUUUCGCUAUGUCUCGUAUGUGA
This is a messenger RNA of Striga hermonthica, 1761 nucleotides long. The record is from the annotation of a GenBank genome assembly. Lineage: Eukaryota; Viridiplantae; Streptophyta; Magnoliopsida; Lamiales; Orobanchaceae.